This is a messenger RNA of Esox lucius (northern pike), 6405 nucleotides long. RefSeq names its product family with sequence similarity 160 member A2 (gene fhip1b). The record is from RefSeq and is a predicted model, not a curated record. Bases 847 to 4317 code for a protein of 1156 amino acids. Gene Ontology annotation, biological process: endosome organization; early endosome to late endosome transport; endosome to lysosome transport. Gene Ontology annotation, cellular component: FHF complex. NCBI's taxonomy places the organism in Eukaryota, Metazoa, Chordata, Actinopteri, Esociformes, Esocidae. The transcript is spliced from 13 exons.
UUCAAGUAAGAUGGCAGCGAAAAGAGAGAGUGAUUGUGAAAUCAUGAAAUUGUUUGUUGUUGUCUGAAGCAAUACUCUGUCCGACAAAUUAGACAGUUCAUUGGUGAUAGUCUUUGCGUCCGCGAGGUCGUUUUUGUAGUGUUGUCUUUCUUUUUUACCGUACACGGUGAUCGACUGACAAGUGGAAUUGCCUGGAUAGCCACCGUUAGCAGUUUGGCUAACUAGCUAGCUAGCUAAGUUAUUCCGUGACAAUCACUGUUCCACAGCAGCUUGGCUCUUGGGAAAAUACUGCAAAUCUACAGUAACCGGUUGUGACGUUCAACAUCCCUCCUCUGAAGAGCAGUUGGAGCUGGGAACGGCUAAGCCGAUCACUGCGUGUUAGUGACUUUCCUGAAAAGCUGGCGUCGGCCUCGAGUGGCUGACGGGACCAUGAGCCAAGACCCCACCCUCCCCCCGCUGUGGAACCUGGCCAGCGUGGAGGUUUAGCCCACAUAGACACUGAGCAAGUGUUCAGGUCUGUGGUCCUCUGCCUGGGCAUGGAGUGGUGUCGGCUGCAGACUGGAUGACAGGAUCUUCAGGGAGAGCCGACACGCAUUCGAGUUACCACUGUGACACUGACACCGAGUGACAGCCUCAUCGCGAAGACCACCACAGAGUCGUUGUCCCCGUUCUACUGUUUCUUUUAGAAUUUUCCUUCUCAUCCCUGUGUCUGGAAUCGCUCUCUCUCUCGGCCUCUCCACGUCCACCACCCCUCCCUACCUCCCUCCCCUCUCCCCACCCCCGUCCUCCUCUCCUGCCCCUUUCUGAACCCUGACCUCUGACCUUGACCCCUCGCUGAAGGCCAGGAUGAGUUGGCUGAGCCGACUGACCCCCCGAGGUCCGGGCAACAGGUCCAGCAGGACGUCAGCCCUCUCCAGUCCGUGUACGGCCGACCCAGAGACCUGCCUCAUGGUCUUCGACAACCAUUGGCGACAGGUGUCCUGGGUGCUGGAGCAGAGGGACCCGUCGGGUUCCAGCGACGACCUCACAGCGGUACGUAACCACACCGACCAGAUGCUGUGCCUCCUGGCCGAGGAGCGGCCGGGCGAGGGGGGCGAGGGCGCCGACAUGGGCCCCAUCCUGCGCCUGGUGGUCACGGAGAACGUUCUGGAGCGUGUGGUGCAGUGGCACCUCCGGCGCGGCCUGGACCCCGACAGCCAGGGGGCGCUGCUGAAGCUCUUCGAGAUGCUGAUAGGCCAGUCGCAUCAGCCGCUGCUCCAGCACAAGGCUGUCCUGCAGCCACUCCUAUCCCUUCUGGGGGCAUGUGCCGAGCCUCAGCUUGGCUGCCCGCUCUCCCUGGAGAACAGCCUGGUCCUGCUGCUCAAUCAGGUCUGUGUGUCGAUGGCGCGAGCGCCGGCGGUGCUGGAGCUGUUGUUCCGGACUGGUCCGGCCCAGCAGGGUCCGACCAACCUGCUCAUCUUCUCCCUGCUGGUGCCCUUCAUCCACCGCGACGGGGCCAUCGGACAGCAGGCCCGCGAUGCCCUGCUCCUCGUCAUGGCGACCUCCGCCAGCAACCAGGGCGUGGCACGCUACAUCGCUGAGAACUCCUACUUCUGUCCGGUUCUGGCCACCGGCCUGAGCGCCCUCUACUCCUCCCUGCCCCGGAAGAUUGAGGUGCGGGGCGAUGACUGGCAUGCUCUGCGGAGGGAGGACUGGAUGGGCGUGGCCUCCCUGGUGCUCUUCAUGAACUCUCUGGAGUUCUGCAACGCUGUCAUCCAAGUGGCCCAUCCUCUGGUACGCGGACAGCUGGUGGACUAUGUUCACAAUGGCUUCCUGGUACCUGUCAUGGGACCUGCCCUGCACAAGUCGUCUGUUGAUGAGAUGAUAGCCAGCACAGCCUACCUGGACCUCUUCCUGCGCAGCGUCACGGAGACGGCUCUUCUGAAAACCUUCCUGCGCUUCAUCCUUGUGCAUCGCCAUGACAACGACACCAUUCUGGACACAUUGUUAACACGCAUCAGCAGCAACUCACGACUUUGCAUGGUGUCUUUAGGUCUCUUCAGGACUCUGCUCUCGCUGAACUGUGAAGACCUCAUGUUGCAGCUCGUUCUCAGGUAUCUGCUGCCCUGUACACAUGUAAUGUUGAGUCAGCGGCGUGCGGUCAGGGAGACAGAUCUCUAUGGUAAAUCAGCAGACAAGUUCCUGUCCCUCAUCCCAGAGUGCUGCCGCCUUAGCACACUGCCCCCUGCUGACCGGGAGGAGGAACCUGCCUUCUGGGGGAAAGUCCUGAACAGCCCCGGCUCAGAGUCCCCCGCCCACCCCAAACCCAGCACUCCGUCCCGCCUCGCCCUCUUUAUGCGCCAGCAGAGCACCGGAGGAAACUCGUCCACCCCGCCCCCCAUGGAGACCGUCCCCUCGUCCCCCCGUGGAGGCCCCAGCGCCCCCCUCUCCCCCGACAGCCCCAUUCACACCGUUCCAGAGGGGCUGGACUGGGAGUCCGGAUACCUGGAGUACCUCAGGGACGCGCGGCGCGGGAUAGAGCUGUGUUCCUGGGCCUGCCGAAACUGGUCGGCCCCCUAUGACGGAGAGGACCCCUCGCCUAACACGGCCCCGUUGCCGCCCCCUGCCCCGACCUCCAACCCCUCCCUGGCCAUGUUCCCGGAGCACUUCUCCUUCCAGCAGGGCGGAGGGGGCAGCGGUACCUCCCCCGGCCAGCAGAGGGCAGCGGUGGUGGCGGCGGCGCGCUCCGAGUGGAGCAGCUCGGACAGGGACAGCGGUGAGUGGGACGUUACCAUCGGUAAGAACAACUGUACCAUCAGCCUGACGCCGCGAACCAAGAAACGCAGCCUUCAGCGCGAGGAGCUCCCCCUUCCCAAACCACUCCACCUCCCCCCCGACGCGCCCUCCGUACCCGCCCCCUCGGCUGGGCCCGGCCUCCCCUCGUCCGCCGCCACGGGCCCCCGCAGGUCCCUCUUCAACGGGACGUCGUCGACUGGGCGGGAGGACGGGCGCGCGGACGGCCGGGACGGAGGGAUGGAGGUGAAGAAGGUGAAGAGGGACCUGGGUGAGCAGUGGAAGCCCGUCGGGGCGGAACAGAACGGGACGGCGGGUCCGGGUCCUCCCCCGGCCUGUGGUUCCCUCCUCGCCUCCUAUGGUGAGGCGAACAGGGGUGUGUCCGGGGAGCGCUCCGGAGGUCUCCCGUCCCAGCCGGUUCCCGUGCCCUCCUCGGCGCCCCGCUCCAGCUCCCCCGACAUGCUGACCCGCGCUCCGGAUCCCAGUCCUGGGUGGGGUCCCCCAGAGGAGAUGCUCUCCAGCCCGUCUGAAGUCGUGGAGCGCCUGAUCUCCGAGCUCCUGGACGGACCCGGGCAAGGGGAGGGGGGGCAGAUCGUGCCGGGAGGUGGCGACUCCAACAUUCAGGGCAUUAGCAUCGAGGCCUUUACACAGGAGCUCCGGGAGCUGGAGGAGAGGGUGAGGGACAGGGACAGGGGCAGGGGGGAGGGCAGGGCGGCCAGACUGCAGGAGGACGUCACCAGGGAUUCCCUUUCAGAGGAGCCGCCGACCCCCUCAGCCCUGGAUGCUGACCUGACUGGGGCUGGAGGGGAGCCCAGGGGGGAGACGUCUGCCAUGGGGUUGGUCAGUCCGGCCAGGCCCCUGGGACAGCCUGCCUCUCAGCCAUACACAGGUCCGUUCAUGGUGGUUCUGUUCGCCAAGCUGGAGAACAUGCUCCAGAAUUCUCUGUACGUCAACAUCCUGCUGACUGGUAUCUUGAGCCAGCUGGCCUGCUACCCUCAGCCUCUGCUGCGCUCCUUCCUUCUCAAUACCAACAUGGUGUUCCAGCCCAGCGUCAAGUCACUCAUACAGGUCUUGGGCUCAGUGAAGAACCGUAUCGAGGCGUUUGCUGCGUCCCACGAGGACUUCCCUGCCAUGCUGAGGAAAGCCCAGCGCUACCUCGCCGCCAGGAGCAAGGUGGACUGGGCCGACACCUCCCCAAUGGGGGUACCUCCGCUGAGACGCUCCGACUCUCUGGUGAAGAGCAGGAAACCGUCGCUAGGAGACUUGAUCCUCCGCCACACCAACAGCCCCACUAGGGCGCGCCACGCCGCCCAGCUCGCUCUGGCCCACGUACGAGACGGUGGCCAAUCGCUGCACAGCGCCCUGUUUCGUGGCGGUUCCGGGGGAGGGGCCUCGGGGCUGGAGAAGCAGGCGGAGGCUCUGAGGGUGAAGAACGCCGUCUACUGUGCCGUCGUCUUCACAGAGUUUCUGAAGGAGCUGGCCGCCUUGGCGCAGGAGCACGCCGUGUCCAUGCCCUUCCCCAAAAACCAGGACCCCGAGGAGUGAGACUCCGUCUUGCAGGUCAAAUGUGAACCCUUCACCCAAAGUGUGGUCUCGUCCAACAGCCUAAAACAUUGGAUGGAGGGCGGUUAAAUCUGUGACUGGGAUUGGUUCUACCUGCCCAAUCCAUGACGCAUCCAUGUAGGAGCAUUGAUCUAGCGUCCGUAUUAGACCAUUUUGGAUGAGAUUUUAUGGACAGUUCUUAGAUUCAGCCAUCCGGCUCUGAGGUACCUUGUGGGCAGGUGUUGUGGCCUCACAGUGCAUCUUCCGUUACCUCCUGCAGGGGGCAGAGGAGACUAGAGGGAGGGGAGACACUUUCUGUCGAUAACAAAUCAAGAAUGGAAUAUGAGUUUUAUAUGGAGAAAGUAUAUAUACAGUAAGAGAGUUAGGGGAGAAAUUAUAAAUAACUCUUCUGUUAAUUUUGAGGAGACGGUUCAUAUCAUGUAUAUACUAUUUAUGUGUAAAUAAUCUAUACAAGCUGUAUCUCAAUAGAGGCUCUGGAUUCUGGAGGUCUUGUGUAGUGUAGGUAACAUACAGUCACCAUGCCAAAUUAGGGUGGUGGUAGGGUAGUGCCACAGGAAAUGAAGUCGAUGCACAUUGCCUACUAGGUGCUAAGUUGGCACUUUCCACUCCUUUAGUGUGCAAUGCUUAUCAGACAUUAUAAUAUGUUCAAAGGAGAACAAAGUUAAAAGCUUGAGUCUUUUAGAAAAUCUGUUUAAUUUGCCUGUUCGGUACGGAGUUUGUCGAUAAACUCCUGGAACUCUGAUCGGAAUCGUCUCAACUCUUAACGGAAUCAACGGGAAGGGAACUGGCCGAUAAACAUGGAGCAUCUCAAGAAGGCACCUUGGUUUUGAGUUUUUUUUAAACGUAUCACCUCAGCUUGGCAAAUUUGUGAAAGAAAAAGAGUCAAGAAUAGAGGAGGUGUGUGGGAAAGAUAAGGAGAAAAAUAGACCAGAGAAAGACCCCCCUUUUACUGGAAAACAAAACAUUUUGGUGUUUGUGUCCACAACCUCUAUUAACGUUUUAUAUUUUUUUCUAUGUGAUGUCAUUUCCUUUAUUUAUAUAAUCAUUUAUUUUUUAAUGAAACAUUUUAAAGACAUACAGUAUUGAUGCAAUGUGGGAGCAGGCAGCAAAACCUCAGCACGCACGCACGGGCCUGUAUGCUGUCAUACGUGUGUGUGUGUGUGUGUGUGUGUGUGUGUGUGUGUUGUGUGUUCCAGAGGGAACACACACUUCCCACUCCGUUAUGUUGCCAUGCACUCAGUGAUGUUGUGUUUUCGGUUUGGCUAUCACAAAAAAAACGCCAAGCUCAGAGGUGUAUUCCACAAAAAGCAGGAUCAAUUAGUUGGUUAAUGUUGAGGGAAAAAAAGGUUAAUUAUUUAGAAUAAGCUUGACAUGUUGGCUUGGGUGUAUCCCUCCUUCAGAAUUGCCAUUAUUUCUCAUUUAUUAAAGGUGGCUGGGUGACAUUAGUAUGCACGUCGUAGUAUACGUCACUGAGGCUCAACCUACUCUUUUGAUACGGCUGGGAAAGUCUGUAGCCUGAGGUCCUACCUUCGAUAGUUGGCGUUACUGAUAGAAAAGGUCAGGGAAGUGUUUGAUCCACCUGCCCUGUUCCACCCCGCUGAGUGCGCCAUGAGAGGAAACCAUGCUUGUUGUGGUAUUCACUGUUCUCGCCGAGUUACAUGGGUUUUCCUUAGUCGAGUCACAGAGAACCACGUUACCCAGCUCUUCGAUGUGACCGCCACACUCAGCACAUUUGGUUCGGGUUCGCGUGGGCGAACAUGAAGACGUGUCCCGUCGAUUCUGUUGCUGUCUGCGGUGCAGUCUAAAAUAACCAACGGGUCUUUUUUUUGGGGCCCUUUAAAAAAUAAAUAAUAAUAAUAAUAGUCUGUGAGUACACACACACAAGGUGCGAUCAGUUCUGUCUGGCAGCCUUUACUGAAAGGGCAUUGUUUUGGUGGUAGGACAACUGGAAAGGGAAUGAUACUAUGUAGGCCAAUCGCCCUGAGGCAGCCUACAAUGGGAUACAGCAGGGCUGGGCUCAAUUCCAUUUCCAUUCAGAUUGCCAACUCUAUUAAUUUUUUUUUUUUUUUU